This is a messenger RNA of Ascoidea rubescens DSM 1968, 2049 nucleotides long. RefSeq lists its product as uncharacterized. Gene Ontology annotation, biological process: acetate metabolic process. NCBI's taxonomy places the organism in Eukaryota, Fungi, Ascomycota, Saccharomycetes, Ascoideales, Ascoideaceae. The coding region runs from base 1 to 2049 and encodes 682 amino acids. The record is from RefSeq and is a predicted model, not a curated record. Gene Ontology annotation, cellular component: mitochondrion. Gene Ontology annotation, molecular function: acetate CoA-transferase activity; acetyl-CoA hydrolase activity. The transcript is spliced from 3 exons.
AUGUCAGCUAUCUUGAAAGAAAGAGUUAGAUAUCUCCCACUAUUAUCAAAAUUAAGAAAGCCAGAAGAAUGUGUUGAGUUUUUUAAAAAUGGACAGUAUAUUGGAUGGUCAGGUUUUGCAGGUGUGGGUGCUCCCAAAAAGGUCCCUGAAGCGCUUUCAAAGCAUGUUGAGGACAACAAACUUCAGGGAAAAUUGGCAUUCAACUUAUUUGUAGGUGCUUCUGCUGGACCAGAGGAAAGCAAAUGGGCUGAAAAUGGAAUGAUCCUACGAAGAUCACCUCACCAAGUAGGAAGGGGAAUAGCUAACUCAAUAAACACUGGGGGAACCCACUUUUUCGAUAAACAUUUGUCGAUGUUUGCCCAAGAUUUGACCUAUGGAUACUACACCAGAUUCAAGAAAGAUAAUGACUUGUUAGACUACUCGAUCAUCGAAGUAACAGCCAUCACAGAAAAUGGAGGAUUGAUAUUGGGCCCUGGUGUGGGUGCGGUCCCUGAAAUAGUGAGUGUUUCGGAUAAAUUAAUUUUGGAAGUUAACACCAAAAACCCUUCCUUUGAAGGAUUGCAUGAUAUUGAUAUGCCCAUAAAUCCCCAUUCAGACCAGCUUAUCCUUAUCGCAGAAGUUGCAGCUAUUGUCGAGUGUGACAGGUCUGAUGCUAUUCCACCCAACACUCCCUCUGAUGCAAUGUCGCAGGCCAUUGGAAACCAUUUGAUUGAGUUUUUUGAGCAGGAAGUCAAGGCCGGAAGAAUGCCUUCCAACUUGCACCCUUUGCAAUCAGGUAUCGGAAAUAUUGCUAAUGCUGUGAUCGAUGGUUUGUCUUCCUCUUCAUUCAAAGACCUCAAGGUGUGGACAGAGGUUUUGCAGGACUCGUUUUUGGACUUCUUUGAAAAGGGCACAUUGGAUUACGCUACUGCUUCAGCGAUUAGAUUGACCGAAAAUGGUUUUAAAAGAUUUUUCGAUAACUGGGAUCUCUUUAGCAAAAAAUUAUGUUUACGAUCUCAAGUUGUCUCUAAUUCACCAGAAAUCAUCAGAAGAUUGGGUGUUAUUGCAAUGAAUACUCCUGUUGAAGUUGAUAUCUAUGCACAUGCUAAUUCAACCAACGUUAAUGGUUCGAAAAUGUUACAUGGUAUUGGUGGUUCCGGUGAUUUUCUCAGAAACGCUAAAUUAUCUAUAAUGCACACUCCAUCAGCAAGAAAAACAAAAACAGAUCCUACUGGUAUAUCAUGCAUUGUGCCAUUUGCAUCCCAUAUUGACCAAACCGAACAUGAUUUGGAUAUUUUGGUCACUGAACAGGGAUUGGCUGAUUUAAGAGGAUUGUCUCCAAGAGAAAGAUCUGUUGAAAUUAUUAAAAACUGUGCUCAUCCUGACUAUAAAGAUCAAUUAUUAGACUAUGUCAGAAGAGCUGAGCUUCAGGCUGCCAAAACAAAAAGUCUUCAUGAGCCCCAUAUUCUUGCUGAUGCUUUAAUAACAGCCUUAAGAUUUGAGGUGCCUGCUGGUUCUUCUAAAAAAUGUAUCAGAGAUUUUAUAUCUGAAGGUCAAUUAGUUGUGGUAAAUAUCGAAUCUUCUGGUCAAGUUGGUGAUGGUCAACAAUUAAAUUUCAAUAUUGUGGAUAGUGUUGGAAAUGAAUAUCGAAGAAAAAAAGAUUUUGCAGGUUCAACUAGAGUUGCAUUUACUGCCCAUGCUUCUGCUGCAUUUGAUGUUUGUUUUCAAAAUCUUUUGCUAAGAUCAAACAACAGAGCUAAAAAUCAGUUUAGAGAAAUUGAAUUGGAUAUUGAAGCUGGUAGUGCAGCAAGGGAUUGGAAUGCGAUUCAGGCUGCCGAAAAAUUGAAACCUGUAGAAUUGGAAUUAAGAAGAAUUGAAGAAUUAACUGAUGAAAUAGUUGAUGAAUUGAACUAUUUAAAGGUUAGAGAAGAAAGACUCAGGAAUACAAAUGAAUCAACAAACUCAAGAGUGAAAAAUUUCUCCUUUUUAAUUAUAAUUUCCUUAAUAUCUUUAGGUAUUUGGCAAGUUCAAUAUUUAAGAGCUUAUUUCAGAUCAAAACAUAUUAUUUAA